Messenger RNA from Exophiala xenobiotica, 1764 nucleotides. RefSeq lists its product as uncharacterized. NCBI's taxonomy places the organism in Eukaryota, Fungi, Ascomycota, Eurotiomycetes, Chaetothyriales, Herpotrichiellaceae. The record is from RefSeq and is a predicted model, not a curated record. Bases 1 to 1764 code for a protein of 587 amino acids. The transcript has 3 exons.
AUGCGAGACCCUCCCCCACGAACGACUGGCUUCUUAUCAAUUCCUUGCCGUCGGCCUCAUCCUCCAGCCCUACGCAACACAACUCAGUUGAUGAAACAAAUGAAGCCUAUGUCAACAUUGAGAAAGACGGGCCAACUCUCACCAGAUCUCCAACGUCCCAGUCUCCGUACACGAUGCUCGACAACAUCCGGAGCCAGCAGUGUGCCUUCAACCCCUCUCGACGAAAUUCCUAAACCAUUAUGGCCACGAACAGUCAUUCGCACGGCUUCCACUCCCGAGGCGAGCAAUCCCGACCUCUCCAUUGACGAAAUCACUUCAACAAAGCUGUCACUCGACGAUGAAGCCUUCUUGACCAGUUUGCCCUACGAUGUACAUUGCAAGCACGGAAAGACUUGGAACUUUGGUGUGAAGAAAGGCAUUGCGGACAUUUGGGAAGGUAACUCGGGUCGACUGAAGAAAAUGACAAAGUCGCUGAGGCAGCUGCCAAACGGCUUUUUUGCUCGCAAAGACCGAGCAUCAACAUCAGCUGCUCAAAGCGUAUGUCUUACACGCCCUUUCACAUCCGAACCGACUUUACCGCAACCAGAACUCGUGACCGAAUCCUGCGUGCCGCGAUCUAUGCACUCCACCGAAAACCGAGAGCCUGAAGGGUCAAAUAGCGAACCUCUUCUUGUACGUAUAAGUCCUCCGCCUUCGACAUUGCUCUCUAACACCGUCGCCCUGCAGAUGGACUAUGAUUGUAAGCCGAAAGAGACUGUAUCUUGCUCGGAGGAGAUGUCCAAGAUAUCCUCUGCGAUACGCAAAGAGCUCAAUGAUAGUCGUAAUCAGCAUGUGGUGACGUCUGAAAAGUCAAAGCGAGCGCCCCCUCAUUUCAAGUCGGCCCCAACCUAUUAUACGUAUGCCUCGUCAUCGUCGACAAUACAUACGGCCGAGGAUCGACUACUGCAUGGCCCGCGUUCUUUCAAGGCUCCUGACCGCCAGCAACCAACAAGAUCAUCGUCCGUUGGAAGUGUCGAGGAAUUGCGGAGUCAUGCCUUUGGAGCCCAAAGAUCCAGCAGACCGAGCAUAUCGAAUGUUUCAGUCGGACAUAACUCAGCACCCAGUAUCAGCCGAAUUACCCAGCCAGGCUUGCGGCCGGGGACCAAUUCCGAGUCCGGCCAUUCCGUUAGCGGCACGACAGCGGUGCCAAAACCUGUGGUGUUCAUGGAUGCGCCGAGCGCUUGUUCCGAGAUUACCUGGAACAAUGGGCACCCAAAUGGACGGCCGUCUACAUCUUCCACGGCGCGGCCAGCGUCCAAAGGAGCCUCUUGUUUGAAUAUUCAGGACGAUUCCGAAACCAUGCCUGCACUGUCCCCCGAAAUUGAGCUCGGAAGGGGAGAUUUUCCGGGCUGGAAAAAGGUCCCUCUCUAUGCUCCAAGAAGUGUCGAACGCAAAGACUGGCAGCAAACAGUAAGACGGGAGCGUUAUUCUACCGUUCUAGUCCCGCCAGAGUCUGCUACUGAUGGGACGCAUGGUAACGGCGUGCAAGGCGAAGUCAACAUGUCCAGCCCUGCCAUCUCCGACAUGUCUUUUGCAUCUUUGCGGGGGCAGACCUCUAUCCAGUCGCAUAUUGAUAGAGAAGCCAUGAUCCGAGACUGGGAAAGCGAGGUCGAGCAGCAGUCAUCGCCCAGUGGUCGAGAGCGGUUAUCUAAGGUGCUCUGCAAUGCAUGGGCGGAGGGUACCACUAGAUUGAGGCAAAAGGGUGCUAAACGCAUUGUUGUGUGA